AUGCUGGAUUGUUUCAAUUAAAAAGUAUCCUUCUCUUGCAGUUACGACCAUUUCCUAACAAUUGAUGAGAAAGAUGUUUUAUAUAAUUUCUAAGUUAAGGGCUCUAUUGCUUAUCAUUAACUUCAGUUAAAAUACAUUAAUAAUACUUAAACUAUUAAAAAUUUCACUUUUGGUUUUGGCUUGCCUGAAGAUUUUUGCUUUGAUAAUUUAAGUAUAAAGAUAGAUGAAAAAAUAAUUAGCUGCCUAGUUAAAGAGAAACAGGAGGCAAAAUUAGAAUAUCAAAAUGCUCUAAGAUAAGGAAAAACAGCUGCACUAGGCUCAUUUUAAGAUUAGAGAGGGUACUUUUAAGUUUAAGUAGGAAAUAUUGAGAAAGAUUAAGAAUUCUUGAUUUGCUUUAAUUACAUAGAAUAAUUAACUCUACAAGGUGAAUAUUACAAUAUGACUUUGCCAUUUAUAAAGAAUGAAAAUUAAAUAUCAUUUGAGAAUCUUAAAAUAAUUGGUGAUAUUUAUGCAUAAACUGAAUAAGAUUGUAUUGUUUCAAAUGAAUUUAAUAAUUCUCAGUUUAAUAAUUUGGUUAGAUUCACAUAAGUUACAGCUUAUCAUACUGAAGUAUUUGCAUAGUUUUCUAAAGAAACAUUAAAAUAGAUUUUCUUAAAUGGAUUGAAUCUAGAAUUUUUAAAGAUCAAAUAUGAUAAAUAGAAUGUCACUUUGCUUUCAAGCUAUUAAAAUGAUUCUGAAAUAUCUCCAUAUUGUGUCUUACUCAAUUUUGUACCUAAUACUGCUUAAGUCAAAAAAUAACUUUUUAGAUAAGCCUAAAAUGAAAUAGAAUUAAUGAAGGCAGAGUUUUUACUUCUUAUUGAUAGAAGUGGUUCUAUGCAAGGUUCUAAUAUAGAAACAGCUAAAUAGGCAUUGAUCUUCUUUUUGAAAUCUCUCCCAGAAGGUUCUAUCUACAAUAUCAUAUCAUUUGGUACUGACUAUACAGUAAUGUAUCCACAAUCUGUUUAAGUUAAUGAUUAAAAUUUACAAGAUUCAAUAGAUAAAAUUGAAAAAUUCUAAGCAGAUAUGGGUCUUAUAUUUCUUAAGCUUUAAGAUGGAGAAUUCGGAGAUUCUUAAUCAGCAUUAGAGGUAGUCAAGAAGAACAAACAUAGGUGUGAUAUCAAUGCACUGUGCAUUGGCUUUUAUGAAUUUUUAUAUGCUAAAUAAAUUUUAAAUGAAACAGGAGGUAAUUUUUAGAAAGUAACUGAUACCUCCUAAAUUAUUUCUUAAGUAAUUUAAUUACUUAAAGACUCAUUUGAAAACUUUAACAGCAUAUAAAUGAGUAUGACAUCAGAUCAUGAUGAUUGCAUAAAUUGUAUUGUUCCUCAUCCUUAACAAAUAUGCUAUAUCGAUACAUCUAAAACUUUGAGAUUUUAUAUUUUCUUAAAUAGAAAGCUAGAAGAAGUGCAAUAAAUAAAAUUUAAACUGACAACUACUUACUAAGGGAGCUAAAAAACAGAAGAUGAGUAUAUUGUUGAUAUUAAAGACCAAAUUUCAAACGAAUUUGCACAUAUUCAUAAGAUGGGUUUAUACUAGUUAAUUAGAUAAGUGAUUAUUAAUUAGUAAAGAAAAUGUGAAAAUGUGUUUGAUGAUAUUUCUAAUGCCAUGAAACUUUCUUAAGAUAAGAUGACAGAAUUGCUCAAGAAUGAAGCUAUUAGGUAUUAAAUCUUAUGUGAGUAUACUGCAUUUGUAGGUAGUGAAAAUUAAAUUAAAAAAAAAUGGUCUAUAGGAGGAAUAUAUGAAAAUGAUAUUCAUGAAAUCUAAAAAGAAUGUUUGUUUGCUUCUGAAUGUUUUAAUAACUUAAAAGAAUAAAUAAGAAGAGAAAUAGAUGAAAUUGAAAUGGAAAUGGAUAUAUGUUUGUGUCCAAUAGAAUAAAAUAAUGAUACUUUUCUUCAAAAAUUCACUCAAAAAAAUUAGUAAUUGGAUAAAAUAAAAAAUAAAAGUAGAAUUAUAAAUUCAAGUUAUAAAAAUCCAAGAAAAUCUGAUGGUAGUGGUUGUUGUGGAGGUUCAAAUAGAUAAUUAUUCAAAAGUAAUAUAACUUUAAAAAGUAUCUGGGUUGUGGUCAUAUUCUGA
Molecule: messenger RNA, 2109 nt
Organism: Tetrahymena thermophila SB210
Lineage: Eukaryota; Ciliophora; Oligohymenophorea; Hymenostomatida; Tetrahymenidae
Product: von willebrand factor type A domain protein
Exons: 9
Source: RefSeq, a predicted model, not a curated record